AAUUAGGGCAACGUAGUCGCAUAUAUCAAUCUCCUCGCCAGAGCCGUGAGAAGAGGAAGAGACAGGUCCCUGAUUAGGGCUAAUCGAAGAAUCUGCAAUGGCGUUGAGACGCGGUGUUCAAUCGGGGUUGAUGGCUUUGUCGCACUCUGAAGCUGGCUUGGCCAGAUCAGUAGCUCGUGAAUUUCAUGCAACUACUGCAAAGAGAAUGGGAGGGCACGGUUAUGAGGAGCCCCAUUAUGUUCAUGCUAAGCACAUGUAUAACCUUGACCGUAUGAAACAUCGACCUUUGAAAAUGACUCUAGCCGUGCUAUCUGGGUUCAGCUUUGGGGUGGUGGUUCCACUCUUCGCAAUGUACUUCCAGCAGAAGAAGACUAGCUCUCAAUGAGCCAUCAUUGUGAUUUGGAAAAGGAAUAAUAAGACUUUUGCAUGGUACACUCUAGUACUUGUUUGCUAGAGGCGUUUGAUAAGUUUCAUCAAAUUUCUGACAAUCUAGUAUUAAACCAACUUGGAAGUUCAUCGUUUCCCUUUGGAUUGCUUAUUUGUUUGUAUUCAGCUUGGCUUAAUGCAAAAGCUCCGUUUUCCA
Zingiber officinale is the source of this 583-nucleotide messenger RNA. RefSeq lists its product as uncharacterized. The coding region runs from base 98 to 385 and encodes 95 amino acids. The record is from RefSeq and is a predicted model, not a curated record. The transcript has 2 exons. Lineage: Eukaryota; Viridiplantae; Streptophyta; Magnoliopsida; Zingiberales; Zingiberaceae.